Molecule: messenger RNA, 1459 nt
Organism: Meriones unguiculatus (Mongolian gerbil)
Lineage: Eukaryota; Metazoa; Chordata; Mammalia; Rodentia; Muridae
Product: killer cell lectin-like receptor subfamily F member 1
Exons: 7
Coding region: 301-1005 (234 amino acids)
Source: RefSeq, a predicted model, not a curated record
ACGCUAACAUUAAAGAGGUCCUCCAAGUCGAGUAAUGAUGUAUCGGGGCGUAUCACUCCUGGCCGGAGUAGAGAACGGAAGACCAGGCUGAAAGCUAGUUUAACAGUUUUGUAUAAAGCUUGACAGGCUGGGGUAUGAUCCUAGGCCUAAGCCCUAUAAAAUCCGUCACGUGAAUAUCUAUAGAAAAUUUAUUUUUGUAAUUUUUGGCAAAUACACCCGAAGAAUGCUAUAUUUCUGUGCGCAGUAGUUAAAGCAAGAGCGGUAUUUAUGCUGAGCAUCGGCGCCCUCUAGAGGAUACGGAUGGUUGGACAGACGCACCACACAGAAAGAGCAACUGUAAAGAAGCCAAGAAAACGUUCCUAUCACUGCCAACACAAGUGGACGUACAAAGACUACCCUGAGUGUCCAACUUGGCAUCGGCUAGCUCUGAGGCUGGCCAGCAUGGCACUAGUGUUCUUGAUCGCCACGGUAAUAGGACUGAUCAUCCACAUAAGUCAUCUGAAUACAUGUUCUUUAAGCGAUAAGCGUAAUGUGGGGAUGCUUGGUAAUAAUGAAACCAGAUGUUGUGACUGUGUGGAUAUUUCUUCUGAGAAACAACAGGACAGAGUAAACUCCACAGGAAAAUCAUGCCCUGAUGACUGGUUGCAGAAACAAGGGAAAUGCUACAAAUUUUACAUGAACUUUAAGUCAUGGAUUGACAGUGAAAUAUCCUGUGCAGUAAAGAAAUCACACCUCUUGGUGAUCCAAGACAAGGCCGAAUUGGAUUUCAUCCAGAGUAAAAUACAUGAUGGAGUGUACUUUUGGAUUGGAUUGAACAUUACAGAACCACAGAAAACGUGGACCUGGCUUGAUGGCAUACCAUUACACCCACAAUUAUUUCAAGUCACAGGUCGAGUCGGAGGAGAUGCCUGUGCCCUAAUAACAAGGAAGGGUAUUUUCUCUGAAAAGUGCUACAUUCACAACUACUGGAUUUGUCAAGAUUCAUCUACAGAGGACAACGUUUGAAUGGUCAGCGGUAUUUCUCUUACUAGGAAAGAAUCAGCUACUAUGGAGAUUUGCAUUUUUUUUAUCUUCCAGACAAGGUCUUACUAUGUAGUCCUUGCUGUUCAGGAACUCAUGUAGAUGAGGCUGUCCUUAAAUUCACAGAGAUCCUCUAGCCUCUGUCUCUAGAGUGUGCUGUGAUUCCAAGAACAUGUAAACACCAGCCAGUCUCACUGAGCUUAGCCCUUUGGCCACCCCUGUCACCAGCACAGUACCUCAUGUAUUCCAGACAGCGGUUACUUAACAGAAAGCUCCAAUCCUCAGAACCUCCACUCACCUCUUGUAAAAGAUCUCCUUUUACUACAAGAAUAAAUGGAGACACCGGUACAUGACUCCCGAGCUUCCUCCUGCUGCACAGCUGGAUGCUUGUUAUUUCUUCCUGUGCUUACCUCGAAUAAAACCAUCUCCUGCCUGACUA